This is a messenger RNA of Paramecium sonneborni, 1365 nucleotides long. NCBI's taxonomy places the organism in Eukaryota, Ciliophora, Oligohymenophorea, Peniculida, Parameciidae. The record is from the annotation of a GenBank genome assembly.
AUGAUAUUAUCCCCAAAUAAACAAUUUAUGGAAAAUAAAAGAAAAAGAUCUGACAUCAUUUAAUUUAUAAACAGAUAAUCAAAAGAGUAAUUGAUGCCUUUGUGUGUAGAGAUUCUAAAGAAAAAUCCUGAGUAAAGAAGAUAAGAAGAUAUAUAAGUGAAUAUUUAUAAUAUAAAUAGAUUAUUUAAGCUGCUACAAAAGACAUUGAAUUCUUUUAAUAAGUUUAUAUUGAUUAAGGGGAAAUGUUAUUUAAGGAGUGUUUAAAAAGAAUGACGAUUGAAAUAUUUGAAGAGGUAAGUAUCUAAAUAAUUUGAGAAUGACGUAGUAUUUGAGUAAGGGGAUAAACCAUAAUAAUUUUAUAUAAUAUUGAGUGGAAGUGUUUCAAUCUAUAUUUAUAAGUCCACAUAGAUGGAGCAUAAAGAUUACGAAUAAGAGAGAGUGGAUAAGAUAAAGAAGAAGUAAAUUUAGUAGAAUUAUAAGAGAGAUCGUUUUUUACCAAAAGAAUUUGGAUGGGUUAAAGUUUUGGAGAAUUAGCAUUUUUAAAUGAUACUGUAAGAUCAGGCAGUGUUAUUUGUGAUUGUUAAUGCAUUUUAGCAGUUUUAAGUAAGAAAGAUUAUAAGGAUAUCCUUUAAAAAGGUUAAGAAAAUAAGUUAAGAUAAUAGAUAAAAGAAUUUCAUUCUUGUUUUAAAUACCAUUAGAUUUCACCAAAAUUAUUAGAUAUAUUGUUUUUAGCAUUUUAGAGUUCUCAUUAUUAAUUUAGAUAAGCAGUGUAUUAUUACGGGUAAUAAAGCAAGCAAGAAAUAUAUUUAGUAUAGAGUGGAGAGUUUGUGAUAUGUUAAAAUAAUGAUGGAUAAUAAUAAAGUCCUAAAAAGUAGAUAUCAUCUCAAAUAGCUAUAUUAUAGAAAGGUUAAAUAUUUGGUGAUCAUGAGAGUUACAAUAAUAUUGAUAAAAGAUUAUAGAGUGUAUUUUGUAAUUCUGAAAAUGGAGUGGCUCUAAAGAUUCAAUUGAGUUGUUUAAUUUAAAGAUUAUAAUCAACAAAUGAAAUGCAUUUAUAUGAACAAUUAAAAAAUAUUUGUAUAUAGAGAGAAUAAAUAAGAUCAGAUAGGAAUUAAAAAUAAGUAUCUCAAGAUGAGAAUUUAAUCAUAGAUAUGAAGUAUGUUAGGACAAGAGAUCUCACAUAUCAAACAAAAAGAGUUAGAUCUGCAAAAAGAAAUACAUUUAGUAUUAGAAGUCCUCUAUAAAUUGUUCAAGAUGUUAUAAAGAAUAAAAAACUUGUGUAUUAAUAGUUAUACAAAGAAGAUGAUAAUAGAAAUAAUACUUAUUCAACAAUGGCAAGUACAUAAAGACCAAAUAUUUCUCAAUUGA